Molecule: messenger RNA, 2210 nt
Organism: Dioscorea cayenensis subsp. rotundata (Guinea yam)
Lineage: Eukaryota; Viridiplantae; Streptophyta; Magnoliopsida; Dioscoreales; Dioscoreaceae
Product: pentatricopeptide repeat-containing protein At2g41080
Exons: 1
Coding region: 45-2012 (655 amino acids)
Biological process (GO): RNA modification
Molecular function (GO): protein binding; zinc ion binding; RNA binding
Source: RefSeq, a predicted model, not a curated record
AUUCCGACACGGGGAGACACUCCUACACAUGGACUCAAGCGCUUAUGGCCCAAAUCCUCUCCAAAAGAAGCCGCCGCCGAUGGGACGAGUCAGUCAUUUCUCGUUCCCGGGGCUCUCUCAAAGUCAAAGAGGAUUGCCUGCAACUGAGAAGAGAAACUUUGCCCGGCAUCUCCUUGGAGCCCAAUCUCGUGUCCCAGUUUCUCCAAGGAUGCAUCACCAACCAGUCCCUCAAACCAGCGCAACAGCUCCACGCCGCCAUCAUCACUACUGGCGCAGCAUCCGAUCGCUUCACCUCCAAUCACCUCCUCAACAUGUACGCCAAGCUCCGACAACUUCCAACCGCCUCCGCCCUAUUCAAAACCAUGGCCCACAAGAACAUCAUGUCCUCCAACAUCCUACUCGGCGGCUUCAUUCAAAACGAAGACCUCGAAGCUGCACGUCAACUGUUCGACGAAAUGCCUGACAGGAACGUAGCCACGUGGAACGCCAUGGUCACGGGUAUGGCUCAAUAUGGAUUCAACACAGAGGGGCUGGAAUACUUCGCUCGCAUGGGAAGGCAGGGAUUUCGACCCGACGAGUUCGGCUUAGCCAGCGCCUUGAGAUCAUGCGCGGGGCUUAGAGAUAUCGCAUCCGGCCAACAGGUUCAUGCCUGCGCUGUUGUAUGUGGGUACGAAACGGACCCUUGUGUUGGGAGUUCUCUGGCUCACAUGUACAUGAAAUGUGGACGCCUCGAGGAGGGCGAGGGAGUGUUUAAAGCAAUGCCGAUGCUCAAUGCGGUCUCCUGCAACACCAUAAUCACGGGCAGAGCGCAGAACGGGGACGCGGAAGGCGCAGUAGACUACUUCAGCUGCAUGAGAAGAGCGGGACUGAAGCCGGACCAAGUUACAUUUGUGAGCGUCAUAAGCUCGUGCUCCGAUCUCGGCAUACUGGCACAGGGCCAGCAAGUUCACGCGCAGGCGAUUAGGAAUGGAGUCGAUGCGGCGGUGCCCGUGAGGAGUUCGCUCAUAAGUAUGUACUCCAAAUGCGGCUGCCUGGUUGAUUCGGCUCGUGUUUUUCGUGAAUCAAAUGAUGCUGAUAGGUUGGACCUCGUACUAUGCAGUGCGAUGGUCGCGGCUUAUGGGUUCCACGGACGAGGGCAAGAGGCCAUCGAGUUGUUUGAGAGGAUGGUCAGUGAUGGGAUCGAACCAAGUGAAGUGACGUUCUUGAGCUUGCUGUAUGCCUGUUGCCACAGUGGAUUGAAGGACAAGGGUAUGGAGUAUUUGGAGCUCAUGUGUAACAGGUAUUCGAUGAAACCCACUCUGAGGCACUACACUUGUGUCGUAGAUCUCCUCGGUCGAUCAGGUUGUCUGGACAAAGCGGAAGCUCUGAUUAAAUCUAUGCCUGUCAGUGCCGACGCUGUCAUAUGGAAGACAUUGUUGUCCGCCUGUAAAACUCACAAGAAGGUGGAGAUGGCGGAGAGGGUGGCGGAACACGUACUUCGAUUGGAUCCUCAGGAUUCGGCGUCUUAUGUCCUGCUUUCCAAUAUUCGUGCCACCAAAGAGAAAUGGGAUGAUGUCUCUGAUGUUAGGAGGGCUAUGCGUGAGAGGCGAGUGAGGAAGGAGCCCGGGAUCAGUUGGGUAGAACUUCAGGGUGGGGAAGUGCAUCAGUUUGCAACGGGAGGUAGGUCGCACCCAAAACAGAGGGAAAUCAAUAGGUUCUUGGACGAACUAAUAAGCAAGAUUAGGGAGUUUGGAUACGUUCCAGACAGGAGUAUGGUUUAUCAUGACAUGGAGGAUGAGGAGAAAGAGUUCAGUUUGGCUCAACACAGUGAGAAACUGGCCAUCGCAUUCGCCCUUCUCAUUAUGCCUCCUGAGACCCCUAUUAGAGUAAUGAAAAAUUUGAGAGUAUGUGAUGACUGUCAUGUCGCGAUCAAAUUCAUUUCCAGGAUUACUGAGCGCGAGAUUGUGGUGAGGGACGUCAGUCGGUUUCAUCACUUCAGGGAUGGGGAAUGUUCAUGUGGGGAUUACUGGUGAUUUGAAUGAAUGGCUCACUGAAUACUUCAAUCUUUGCUAGAAAAUGAAUAAAUCACAAACAUUGUGAUCCAGCCUUGUGAUCGUAAUUUGUAACGCAUUUUUUUUUUUUCUGCACAACAAGAAGAGAUGCAAUGGCUUGUCUGCAAUGAUAUUUUUUUUUCUUCACUUUCUGAUAAACAAAUAAUCUUUCAUGUCUCA